Messenger RNA from Artibeus jamaicensis (Jamaican fruit-eating bat), 1924 nucleotides. RefSeq names its product profilin 3 (gene PFN3). Gene Ontology annotation, cellular component: cytoplasm. Gene Ontology annotation, molecular function: actin binding. The transcript has a single exon. Lineage: Eukaryota; Metazoa; Chordata; Mammalia; Chiroptera; Phyllostomidae. The coding region runs from base 517 to 930 and encodes 137 amino acids. The record is from RefSeq and is a predicted model, not a curated record. Gene Ontology annotation, biological process: regulation of actin filament polymerization; positive regulation of actin filament bundle assembly; actin cytoskeleton organization.
GGGAAGUCCCUCACUCCCACCCAACCCACGCCAGGGAGUGGGUCUCAAAAUGUGGUCUUUGCACCAGCAGCAAGGGUGUCGCCAGGGAACUUGCUAGAAAGGCCUCUCCGCAGGGUGCACGACUGACUGCGGAACCGGAAACUCGGAGCUGGGGCCCAGCAACCCGACAGCUUUCCAGGCAGUUCUGAUGCUCCUAACAUUUGGGGACCAUGUUUGGGGACCAGGCACAAACAAGAGGUGGCAUCUUGUUUGUUUCUGUGUUUUCACACUCGUGUGCACUGUACUUGUGGCCACCUGUGUUGGUUUUCAAGAAUUAUUUUGACUCGCAGGCGAUCCCCUUCCGCAGACAAGGUGAACUUCACCGGGUGUGAGCUACAACCCCGCCCUCACCCCGCAGCAGGAGGUAGCUGCUCUGUGACGUCACAGCCCCGCCCCCACGCCCGCGACAGUGCCCCAGGCGUUUUAGGCCGGCUCAGCCCUCCAAAGCACUAGGCGCCUGGCACACCUGGAGCCCUAAUGGGUGAAUGGAAAGGCUACAUCAGCGCGGUGCUGCACGACCAGCGCAUCGACGAUGUGGCCAUCGUGGGCCACUCAGACAAUCGCUGCGUGUGGGCCUCGCGGCCCGGGGGCCUGCUGGCAGCCAUCUCCCCGCAGGAGGUGGGCGUGCUCACCGGGCCUGACCGUAGCACCUUUCUGCAGGCGGGCCUGAGCGUGGCGGGCCGCGGCUGCUGCGUCAUCCGAGACCACCUGCUGGCAGAGGGCGAUGGCGUGCUGGACGCGCGCACCAAGGGGCUGGAUGGGCGCGCCCUCUGCGUGGGCCACAUGCCGCGCAUGCUCCUCGUGCUCAUGGGCCGACGGGGUGUGCACGGGGGCAUCCUCAACAAGACGGCACACGACCUGAUCAAGUGGCUGCGCACUCAGAGCACCUAGUAGGGCAGCCACGUUGGCAGUGAAGCCACAAUAAAGGCAGACCUGGACUCGGCCCACAUCCUCCCCUUGUGUGGGGAAGGGGGCGGGCUGUGAGGGGGACACCAGCUUCCCGGGAGGUGCUUGCAGAAGGUUUACCUGGUAGGGUUGGGGUCUUGGGUCCAGAGGCUUCACAGCCUCUCAAGCCCUAGACCUGGCCCUCCCAGGGGGGCCCUGCAGAGGCCCCUGACCUACUCCCCAGGCCAGAGUCAGGGGUGGGGACCUUGAAGUCUUCCCAGGGUCCUAGGGACACUGCAUCUGACUCAGGAGCAGCCUUCUCAAACCCUCUAGCUCAGAGACGAACAUCCUUUCCCAGGAAAAUUUCCCCACGUGCUCUGGAUGGAUGGAAUGGCUCAGUGUGGAAUGCGCAUGGGUUGCAACUGAGAGGUCACUGGUUCGAUUCCUGGUCGGGGCACAUGCCUGGGUAGCAGGCCAGGUCCUUGGGGAUGUGUGAGAGGCAACUGAUUGAUGUUUCUCUUUCUCCCUCCCUUCCCCUCUCUCUUUAAGUAAAUAAAUAAAAUCUAGCCCUGGCUGGUGUAGCUCAGUGGAUUGAGCACGGGCCUGCGAACCAGACAAUCGAGGUUCGAUUCCCAGUCAGGGCACAUGCCUGGGUUGCAGGCCGGUUCCCUGCAGGCCACUUCCCAGCAGGGGAUGCACAAAAGGCAACCAUACAUUGAUGUUUCUCUCCCUCUCUCCUUCCCUUCCCCUCUAAAGAUAAAUAAAUAAAAUUUAAAAAAAUAAAUAAAUAAAAUAAAAUAAAAUCUGCCCUGGCUGGCGUAGCUCAGUGGAUUGAGCGCGGGCCUGCAAACCAAACAACCGCAGUUCGAUUCCCAGUCAGGGCACACGCCUGGGUUGCAGGCCAGUUCCCAGAAGGGGAAGCAAGAGAGGCAACCAUGCAUUGAUAUUUCUCUCCCUCUCUCCUUCCCUUCCCCUCUAAAGAUAAAUAAAAUCUUUUUAA